CAGCGCAGUUGAUUCGAGCACGAGCAAUACCAGUUUACCAACACUAAUAAAAGAGAAUAGCGGCUGGUCCUCAUUUAGUCUGCCUCAGAGUCUCACUCGAACAAGACGUUAAUUUCGCGCGAAGAUAUCACAGAUUUGUAUAAUUAAAUCUAAUCCUUAAUCGAAAGAAAAAAAGAACUAACCGACCUGUGGAUUAACAUUUCAGCAAACGAAUUUGUUACAUAUUUCAUGGAAUUAUUAUUUUAAACGUAAUACAAUUAAAACGUCGUCUGCACAACGAAAAAAGAUGCUGAAAUUAGGCGUACUAUUGCUUUUCGCUCUAUCAACAUCUGUAAACAGUCAAUGUUUUUACAAAGAUGACUCCGCUAAGAAACCCGACCCAGCUGCUCGUUCAAGUUUAUACAAAAAUCAAUUGGAAUUCACACUGAAUCUUUUUAAUACUAUAAACAAUGCAGUUCCUGACGACAACAUUUUCUUUUCACCGUUUUCGGUGUACCACGCUUUACUUCUGGGCUACUUCGCCGCGGGUGGGCAAACGGAGAAAUCUUUGAAAGAGUCUCUGCGCAUAUCUGAUACAAUGGACAAGGUGAACUUGCUGAUGGCAUACAAAGUUGACAAGCGGUCGCGCGCGUUUAACAACAACAGCGACAGCUACGAGUUCACGAACGCUAACAAGAUGUUUGUUGACAAAGAACUUCACUUACGCCAGUGCUUGCUUGACCUACUUGGCGAGGAACUCGAGGCUCUGAACUUCCGCCAAAGUCCCGAACAGUCGCGGCAAUAUAUAAACAAUUGGGUGUCUCGCAUCACGAAGAACAAUAUUAAGGACUUAAUACCUGUAGAUGGUAUCAUGGACACAACGAAACUCGUUCUGGCUAACGCUGCAUAUUUCAAAGGCGUUUGGGCAUAUAAAUUCCCAGCAGAGAGGACGAAGAAACAAGUGUUUUUCGUGUCUGAAACGCGCCAGACCCUCGUACCUUUUAUGAGGCAGAAAGGGAUAUUCCAUUACACGGUUAGCGAUGACCUCGGCGCGCAGAUUUUAGAGCUUCCGUACAAAGGCAACGACAUCAGCAUGUACAUCCUGCUCCCCCCAUACUCAAUGAAGGAAGGAGUGUCGAAUAUAAUCGCCAACCUGACCCCGGAGCGUCUCUCAGCAGUUGUGGAGGAAAGUUACAUGGGCCGAGAGGUUGUCGUCGAAAUACCUAAAUUUACCAUUGAGCGGCACCUGCCCCUAAGAUCGAUCCUAAACACAAUGGGCGUGGGUGACCUGUUUAACUCAUCGGCGGACUUCAGCACGCUGUCUGACGAUCACGGCAUUGUUUUCGAUGACGCCGUUCACAAAGCGAAAAUUCAGGUCGAUGAGGAAGGAACGGUAGCGGCGGCAGCAACUGCUAUCUUCGGCUUCCGGUCGUCCCGGCCGGCCGAGCCGAGCGUGUUCAUCGCCAACUUCCCCUUCGUGUACAUUAUCUAUGAGCGACCCACCAACUCCGUGUUGUUCAUGGGCGUCUACCGAGACCCCAAGAAGUAAACUAACGCAACCGGGCGGUGGUGACAUAUCAGUUCUAUCUUAGUCACAAUUUCAUACUAAAUUCGAUGUCGCGCGAAUUAUUUGUACUUCUUAACAAAAAAAUGUUAAAAAUACCUAUUUUUUGUUAGUUCUUUUGCUGUCUGAGUCAUUUUAUCUCGAGCUAAUCAUGUAUGCAGCCUUAUUUUAAUCGUCGUUUCAAGGUUUUCAGUUUUCCGUAUUUAAGAAUUCGCUAUUUUGACUUUAAUGAUAAUUUAAUUUAAAUAUAACCUAGCUGUAUAUUUGUAAGGCUGAAUUUUGGAAAAAUAUUUUGGAGUUAUUAGCAGUGAUGUUACCUGUUGCCGAGUUAAAUAAAUAUUCGUUACUUUUAAGAGUGAGAGUAAUAUUUAUUUAUUUUUAUUUUAACUCUGUUAUGACAUUGGAUUUAUUAGCGAUCGACAUUGUGUUGUUAUUGUUAAUUACGAAAUAAAAUUAUGUUUUUUAUCUUACUUAUAAAUAUAUUGUGUAGUAUAAGUGUAGUAAAUUAUUAUAACGCGAUGAUU
Molecule: messenger RNA, 2067 nt
Organism: Vanessa atalanta (red admiral)
Lineage: Eukaryota; Metazoa; Arthropoda; Insecta; Lepidoptera; Nymphalidae
Gene: serpin-6
Product: serine protease inhibitor 88Ea-like
Exons: 8
Coding region: 287-1528 (413 amino acids)
Molecular function (GO): serine-type endopeptidase inhibitor activity
Source: RefSeq, a predicted model, not a curated record